AUGUCUGAGGAUGCGAAGGCUAAAUGGUUUUGUCUAAAGUGCAAGGGAUUAAAAAAUGAGAAAAAACCUUCAGGUUCGUCUACACAAGAAAUAACUUCUGUCGAGAAAGGUACUGAGGAAGGGUUCCCUGGGUAUAGUACUGAAGAUAUUUUAAAAAGUGUGAAUCAAAAGUUAGACCUUAUUCGCAAUAUCUCUUCAGGGUUGGAGACAUUAAAGGAGACUACCGCUGAGAUCAGGGCUAGUCAAGAUUUUUUGUCAGACCAGUAUGAUAAAUUUGAAAAUGCAUUAAAAUGUUUGCCGAGUAUGGAGCAAGAGUUAAAAAAGUUACGUGAAACUCUGGUAGAGAAGGAUAAGGAGAUCUUGGAGCUGAAAAUACAGGUGAAUAAACUUGAGCAGUAUGGAAGAAAUAAAAAUUUGGAGGUGAAUGAGGUAGCGGAAGUUAAAGGUGAGAAUGUUGAAGAAGUGGUUAUGAAAAUUGCCGAAAAGUUUGGGGUGCAGUUAGAGGAGAGGGACAUUGAAAUUGCUCAUCGUUUACCUAAAACAAAAACUGAACAACGGCCUGCUAAUAUAAUUGUACAGUUUGCCAACAGAAAAGUACGUAAUAGGUUAUUGGAGGCUAGGAAGAAAGUUGUAACAAAUGCAGAGGUUACAGGACAUCAUGGUGGAAGAAUCUACAUCAGCGAAAAUCUUUCCUUUUACUACAGAAACCUAUUGAAGACGGCUAAAGAUAAGGCAAAGAGUCUCAACUAUAAGUACAUCUGGUAUAAAUAUGGAGCGGUUCGGGUGAGGAAGGAAGAUAAUUCCAAGGUCAUAGUAAUUGAUACAGAGGAAGAUUUAGUUAAAAUUAAGUAA
This is a messenger RNA of Macrosteles quadrilineatus (aster leafhopper), 852 nucleotides long. RefSeq lists its product as uncharacterized. The transcript has a single exon. The coding region runs from base 1 to 852 and encodes 283 amino acids. The record is from RefSeq and is a predicted model, not a curated record. NCBI's taxonomy places the organism in Eukaryota, Metazoa, Arthropoda, Insecta, Hemiptera, Cicadellidae.